AUAUUUUAAGCAGGCAUAUUCGACUUCCGUCCAUCCUCUUAAACAAAUGAUCCACUUUUAUUUGCAUUUUGUGCUCUUUGUACAUAUUGUGCCAUUUUUUCACAACAUGCAAAGAAAAACAUAUAUGUGAAACAAUUGAACUAAAAAAUAUUGGAACUGUUUGGUACAAAGGAACGAGAUAAAGGAACUACUUCCUUUUUUGAAAAGGAACGAUAAAGAGAGAUCCGGUCAAUGAACUAGAUUGCCCAACUCUAAUGGAUUUCUUCUUAUUUACAAAAACGGACACAAGCGUUAUCUUAAGUCACAUCAUUUCUACAACCUUCCAUCGGUAAUUCACUAUUCUAAAAUCUUAAUGUUAGCAGACAAUGUUAAACUUUUUUGUAAUAUUGAGUCAGGCGUCCAAGCUUCACAUUUACAAGCAAUUUAGUCACAAAUUAGUUUAGGCCACAACAGUGUUGCAUUUCAUGCCGAAGGCACAAGGAAACAUUAGAAUCUUUUCGGCUUAAUGGUCCCUUUCGUUAUUUUUUCAAAUAUCUGUAUUACUGGCGAAUUCAAAAAAGCAUAGUAUUAUAUUUUUGUUCAAAAAGUGAAAACUGCUCCGGAAAUUAAAGAAUCAAACCUAUAUGCCUACAUUUAACACUAAAACCAUCGAUUUGUACAAAAUAAAAUGUCGAAAAAAGGAAAGACCAGUGCAAUUUGGAUUCACUUUGAUGAAGAUGGUCCAAAUAAAGCAUUAUGUAAAUAUUGUAAAUUGCAAAUAAGUAUUGCCUCGGGCUCGCUUAGUAACCUCAGGCGACAUAUGAGUAGAAGACACCCUUUUCCGUCAAUAAAUAUGGAAAGGCAAGCCCCUGCCGCAGUUUUACAUGAGGAAAUAGAUGAUAUCGUGCAAACAUCAGUUAAUAAUGACCAACCUUCCACCAGUACAAUGCAAACUUCCUCCGACACCACGCAAACAAUUUCCAGUGCCCUGAAACCUUCCACAUCACAACCAAACAUCACACAAUAUAUUCAAAGGCCUCCACCUAUUCGCAAACAACAAAAAAUUGACCGACAGUUGUUAAAGAUGAUAGCUAAAGGUCAUCAUGCUUUUCGUAUUGUUGAGGAGCCGGAAUUUAAAAAUCUCGUCAGCCUCAUUUCGCAUUGUCCUAAUUAUGCUUUGCCGUCUCGAAAAUCUUUGUCGAACAAUCUCUUAGAUAGCAAAUACAAUGAGAUUCUGGCGAAAUUAAAGGUCAGCACAGAGGCUGCAUUUGCUGUUUGCAUUACAACAGAUGGAUGGACCUCCAGGGCAAAUUGUUCCUACCUAGCCAUAACAGCACAUUAUAUAGAGGGUACUGAGUUAACAUCAAAUGUAUUGGCAUGUAUUGAAUUUAAUGAAAGGCAUACGGCAGAAAAUAUUAAAUGUGCGAUAAAAGACGUUACUGAUGAUUUUGGAAUAUCGCAUAAAAUAUCAUCCAUUUUAACUGACAAUGCAGCGAAUGUGGUGGCAGCUGCAAAACUAACAAAUUGGCGUUGGAUUGGGUGCUUCGCACACUCUUUAAAUCUUGCUGUUAAAAGCUCAUUGUCGAAUGUUAGUGAGAUUAUAACCAAAGUACGCAAUGUUGUUACAUAUUUCCAUAAGAGUCCUAAUGCAUGGAAAAUGCUAGCUGAAGCUCAAAAAACAACUUGAUCAACCCGUUUUAAAAUUUAAACAGGAUGUUGAAACUAGGUAGAAUUCGACAUAUGAAAUAUUUGAACGCAUCAAUUGUCUGAAAAGUUCAGUUAUAACAACAUUGUCGUUAACACGACCGGACUUGGCAUUAACAUUCGAUGAAUGGGCCAUUAUUGAAGAAAUUCUUCCCAUCCUUAAGCCAUUUUACCAAAUGACAGUAGAAAUAUCGGCGGAAAAAGGUGUUACGCUUUCAAAAGUUUUGGUUCUAUUCAACAUCUUAGACCGAACUAUUGGCUCAACAACAUCAAAAAAUGGCAACAUAAUCACAAUGCUCUCCUGUCUGCAAAAUGAAUUAUCGACGCGAUUUGGUGAUUAUGAAAAUAAUUACCUUUACGCAGAAAGCGCAAUUUUAGACCCACGGUUCAG
Messenger RNA from Musca domestica (house fly), 2074 nucleotides. RefSeq names its product E3 SUMO-protein ligase ZBED1-like. The transcript is spliced from 2 exons. The record is from RefSeq and is a predicted model, not a curated record. NCBI's taxonomy places the organism in Eukaryota, Metazoa, Arthropoda, Insecta, Diptera, Muscidae. Bases 668 to 1666 code for a protein of 332 amino acids. Gene Ontology annotation, molecular function: DNA binding.